GACAGAAAGGGGAAAAGGAGGGCCCGAGGGCGCCAGCAGCCAGCCGGUCACCGGGACCCGCAGAUGUACCCGGAGUUUUCUCCCUCAUUUCUCUGAACUUCCUGUCAGGAUGCUUUUCUCUGGUGGGCAGUACAGCCCUGUUGGCAGACCUGAAGAGGUUUUACUGAUAUACAAGAUAUUCCUUGUCAUCGUUUGUUUUCAUGUCAUUCUCGUUACAUCUCUCAAAGAAAAUGCUGGUAAUUCCAGUUUGUUAUCACCAUCUGAUGCUGCUUCAGAAGUAUUGUCGACUUUAAACAAAACAGAAAAAUCUAAAAUCACUAUAGUAAAAACCUUCAAUGCACCAGGAGUCAAAUCCCAGAGAAAUAUCUACAAUUUGUCAUCUAUUUGCAGUGACUCAGUGUUUUUUAGAGGCGAGAUAGUGUUUCAACAUGAUGAUGACCACAAUGUUACCCAGAAUCAAGAUAUAGUCAAUGGCACCUUCGCUGGAGUCCUGUCUCUAAGUGAACUGAAGCGAUCAGAGCUCAACAAAACUCUACAGACCUUAAGUGAGACUUACUUUAUAGUGUGUGCUACAGCAGAGGCCCAAAGCACGGUAAACUGUACAUUCACAAUAAAACUGAAUGAGACCCUGAAUGUGUGUGUCAUGAUGGUUACUUUCCAAAGUGUACAGAUUCGGCCAAUGGAGCAGUGCUGCUGUUCCCCCAGGACUCCCUGCCCUUCCUCACCAGAAGAGUUAGAAAAACUACAGUGUGAUCUGCAGGAACCCAUUUGUUUUGCUGAUCAACCGCAUGGUCCGUCGUUGUCGUCUUCCAGCAAGCCUGUGCCAGCUGUACCUCAGGCCACCGUUUUAUCCCACGUUGCUAGUGACUUCUCUUUAGUUGAACCCCUUGAUCAUGCCCUUAUGACCCCAACACCCUCUCUGGCACAAGAGAGUCGCCUUCCCUCUCCCCAGCCUACAAUGACUCUGGCUUCCAGUCCUGCCACUGACUUGUCUGUUCAACCUAUAGUGGCCUCUUCCUCUUUGCCUCAAACUGAUCUUUCCCACACCCUGUCACCUGUGCAGUCUUCCAUUCCCUCUCCUACCACACCAGCCCCAUCUGUUCCAGAAAAAGUGGCCACCAUCAGCACACCUCCUGGUGAGACAGUUGUCAACACGAGCAGUGUUUCUGAUGACCUGGAAGCCCAAGUAUCCCAAAUGGAGAAAGCUUUGUCUUUGGGCAGCUUAGAGCCUAAUCUUGCAGGCGAAAUGGUAAACCGAGUCAGCAAACUCCUGCACUCUCCACCUGCCUUGCUAGCCCCUCUAGCUCAAAGGUUGCUAAAAGUGGUAGAUGCCAUUGGCUUACAGCUGAAUUUUUCAUCUCCAACUAUCAGUCUAACAUCACCUUCUUUGGCUCUUGCUGUGAUUAGAGUGAAUGCCAGUAAUUUCAAUACAACGACCUUUGCCGCCCAAGACCCAGCAAAUCUCCAGGUUUCUCUGGAAACCCAGGCUCCUGAGAAUAGUAUUGGUGCCAUUACUCUGCCCUCAUCACUGAUGAGUAAUUUGCCAGCUAAUGAAGUAGAAUUGGCUUCAAGAGUUCAGUUCAAUUUCUUUGAAACCCCUGCCUUGUUUCAGGACCCCUCCCUGGAGAACCUCACUCUAAUAAGCUAUGUCAUAUCAUCAAGUGUCACAAACAUGACCAUCAAGAACUUGACAAGAAACGUGACAGUCGCACUGAAGCACAUCAACCCGAGUCAGGAUGACUUACCUGUGAAAUGUGUAUUCUGGGACUUGGGCAGAAAUGGUGGCAGAGGAGGUUGGUCAUCUGAUGGCUGUUCCGUCAAAGACAAGAGGAUGAAUGAAACUAUCUGUACCUGUAGCCACCUUACAAGUUUUGGCAUCCUAUUGGACCUAUCUCGGACAUCAUUACCACCAAGUCAAAUGAUGGCUCUGACAUUUAUCACAUACAUUGGCUGUGGGCUUUCAUCAAUUUUUCUGUCAGUUACUCUUGUAACCUACAUAGCAUUUGAAAAGAUCCGGAGAGAUUACCCUUCCAAAAUCCUCAUCCAGCUGUGUGCCGCCCUGCUUCUGCUCAACCUGGUCUUCCUCCUAGACUCCUGGAUUGCGCUGUAUAAUACCCGAGGUUUCUGCAUCUCCGUGGCUGUAUUUCUUCACUAUUUUCUCUUGGUCUCAUUCACAUGGAUGGGCUUAGAAGCAUUCCACAUGUACCUAGCACUGGUCAAGGUGUUUAAUACUUACAUCCGAAAGUACAUCCUUAAAUUCUGCAUCAUUGGCUGGGGGAUACCAGCUGUGGUUGUGUCCAUCGUCCUGACUAUAUCCCCAGAUAAUUAUGGGAUUGGAUCUUAUGGGAAAUUCCCCAGUGGCACACCAGAUGACUUUUGCUGGAUCAACAGCAAUGCAGUGUUCUAUAUCACGGUUGUGGGAUAUUUCUGUGUGAUAUUUCUACUGAAUGUCAGCAUGUUCAUUGUGGUCCUGGUUCAGCUCUGUCGAAUUAAAAAAAAGAAGCAACUGGGAGCCCAGCGCAAAACUAGUAUUCAAGACCUCAGGAGUAUUGCUGGCCUCACAUUUUUACUGGGAAUUACUUGGGGCUUUGCUUUCUUUGCCUGGGGACCAGUUAAUGUCACCUUCAUGUAUCUCUUUGCCAUCUUUAACACCUUACAAGGGUUUUUCAUAUUCAUCUUUUACUGUGCAGCAAAAGAGAAUGUCAGAAAACAGUGGAGGCGGUAUCUUUGUUGUGGAAAAUUACGGCUGGCUGAAAAUUCUGACUGGAGUAAAACUGCUACUAAUGGUUUAAAGAAGCAGACUGUAAACCAAGGAGUAUCCAGCUCUUCAAAUUCCUUACAGUCAAGCUGUAACUCCACUAACUCCACCACACUCCUAGUGAAUAGUGAUUGCUCAGUGCACGCAAGCGGGAAUGGCAAUGCAUCUACCGAGAGGAAUGGGGUUUCUUUCAGUGUUCAGAAUGGAGACGUGUGCCUUCAUGAUCUCACUGGGAAACAGCACAUGUUUAGUGACAAAGAGGAUGUCUGCAAUGGUAAAAGCCGGAUAGCCCUCAGAAGGACUUCAAAGCGGGGAAGCUUACACUUUAUUGAGCAAAUGUGAUUCGCUUCGUGUAAAAUCCAAGCAUGAUGUUGACGGUGUGAAGUGUUCAGUUUUCCUUUUACACAAUGUGAGAUGUAUGAACAUUGCUGGUUUUCUGCUCAGCAGCCUCGAAAGGAACAUAAGCUAAUUGAGGGUGACAUUUACUAUCAGAAGAAACCAUGACAUGAUUAUGGUUUCUAGACAUUUGCAGUUUGGUUUCUUAUCUCUCAUUGGCGAGGGGAUUGGUGUAAAAACCACAGAAUAAGAUCCAGGAAAAGAAAAAUGAAAGUUUAUUUCCAGUCACAUUUUAA
Apodemus sylvaticus (European woodmouse) is the source of this 3390-nucleotide messenger RNA. It is a transcript of the gene Adgrg2, whose product is annotated as adhesion G protein-coupled receptor G2. Bases 110 to 3100 code for a protein of 996 amino acids. The record is from RefSeq and is a predicted model, not a curated record. Gene Ontology annotation, biological process: adenylate cyclase-activating G protein-coupled receptor signaling pathway; cell surface receptor signaling pathway. NCBI's taxonomy places the organism in Eukaryota, Metazoa, Chordata, Mammalia, Rodentia, Muridae. Gene Ontology annotation, molecular function: G protein-coupled receptor activity. Gene Ontology annotation, cellular component: membrane. The transcript has 27 exons.